UCUCACCCUCUUUUCUCCCUCUUCACAAACCCUCUCCCCGGUCGUUCAGCUUCUCUGUCUCGCUCUCCGCCGUCGGCACUGGCUCUCAGCCAUAGUCGCUUCCCUCAUCGCCCACCCAUGGCACUGCCCUUCUUUCUACCGGUCUCCACGCUCUCCACCCGCGAGCAAUCUAUGCGUCUUGCUCGCCCUUCUUUCUGCCAGUCUCCACGCGUCUCUAUUAGCCUUGUCUCGUCUCCGUUAGUCCACCCUCGUCUCACUUGUCUCUUCUGCUUUUGUUCAAAAAAGACAUGGAUUCAGAUUCAAGUUAUAACAAUGGUUUGAGCAUACCCAUUUUGAAUGGAAUUGAGAAAGUGGAGAUUGAUUGUUUAGAGGAAGGGAAUCUGGAAGCUGAAGAAAAAGAAGAUGUGCAGAGCUUUAAUGCCUGAAUAUGAGGAAGGGAAAUGGGAGACAUUUCUAGUAAUUUUGUAAUGAUUAGUGAAUAAAGGAUUUAUUUUGGAGAUAUCUUUUCUUUUCUUCUAAAAAUGAGGUGAUUCUUCACUUGAAGUUAUUCAGUUUAUUCCAUGCCCUACACUUCUCUUUUAUGGUUCCUUUAGUUUUUAUAUUUUUAAAGCCGUUUCUCUUCUUUUAUUGUAUUUAAUGCAAUGGGAUUCAUAGUACUUUUAACUUGCUAAUUGAUAUUCCUGUUAGCAAUUGCUUGAGCAGUAACAUAUCGAAAAUCUACAUUUUAAUUAAGUUCAAUUUUGCUCCUCUGAACCACCACCUUUCCCAUGCAAAUGCUAGUAACAUGGGUGGUUACAAGAACGAAGGGUUUGUUGAAGUUCUUGCUGCUCAGCAGAGUCUUGAGAACCCAAACUGGUUCCAGGGGACGGCGAGUGCGGUGAGGCAGUAUCUGUGGUUGCUUAAGAAGCAUAAUGUUUUGGAAUUCUUGAUUCUUGUUUGGGAUCAUUUAUAUAAAAUGGACUAUGAAACGUUUAUUCAAGCACAAAGAGAGACUGAUGCUGAUAUUAUUGUAACUGCAUUGCCAAUGGAUAAAAAACAGGCUACUGCGUAUGGUCAGAUGAAGAUUGAUGAAGGAGGGCGUAUAAUUGAAUUCACUGAGAAACUGAAAGGAGAACAACUGAAAGCUAUGUUGAUUGAUACGACAAUUUUAGGCCUUGAUGAUGAGAGAGCAAAAGAAAUCCCUUUCAUUGCUAGUAUGGACAAAUAUGGUGUCAGUAAAGAUGUGAUGUUGAAUCUUCUUCCAGAAAAGUAUCUGGGUGCCAAUGAUUUUGAAAGUGAAGACACUCCAGGUGCCACUUCCAUUGGGAUGAGGGUCCAAGUUUACUUGUAUGAUUGCUACUGGGAGGACAUUGGUACCAUUGGACAUUGGUGCCAGAUUUCAGGUUAUUCUAGUUCUUCAAUAUUUUAUCAUUUGACUAGCUUGAUGAUAAAUUUAAUUACCUUUUAUGGUUUGGAACUUUCUUCCUUGCGAGUGGGAAAGACACACUAGUUCUAGAGGGAGAAAUUGGAGGAUUAGCGUGAAAGUGAAAGGUUCCUUGCUACCAUUAGAAUAAUGGGUUUAGGGUAUUACCAAAUGUUUGUUAAGGAUUUGGAGCAUACAUGUAUUUUUGUAUUUUCAUGUAAUUAGAAUUUAUAAAUAAUUUUGUAAAAUAUUAUUAUAUUUUUUAUAAAUG
Molecule: messenger RNA, 1673 nt
Organism: Durio zibethinus
Lineage: Eukaryota; Viridiplantae; Streptophyta; Magnoliopsida; Malvales; Malvaceae
Source: RefSeq, a predicted model, not a curated record